Messenger RNA from Salarias fasciatus (jewelled blenny), 1624 nucleotides. RefSeq names its product acidic (leucine-rich) nuclear phosphoprotein 32 family, member B (gene anp32b). The record is from RefSeq and is a predicted model, not a curated record. Gene Ontology annotation, biological process: regulation of apoptotic process. The transcript is spliced from 7 exons. Gene Ontology annotation, cellular component: nucleus. Gene Ontology annotation, molecular function: histone binding. NCBI's taxonomy places the organism in Eukaryota, Metazoa, Chordata, Actinopteri, Blenniiformes, Blenniidae. Bases 195 to 986 code for a protein of 263 amino acids.
GCAGAUGGCGCUGUUGAGCAUAUAUUUUGUUUCAGUCCCGUUUCCCUCCAUGGUUUCCCCUCUCUCCGACUAACUUAGCGUUUGGCUCAGUUCAUUAUACAGUCCUAUAUUCUCCCUCCAUUAGGGCAUCUCUGCCUUUGGAUUCAGAUCCCAGCAAAACCCCAGAGAGAAAAGUUUCACUUUCAUAGGGCGCGAUGGACAUGAAGAAGAGGAUCCACUUGGAGCUAAGAAACAGGACACCGUCUGAUGUACGAGAACUCGUCCUCGACAAUUGCCGGUCAGUUGAAGGAAAAAUGGAAGGCCUCACAGCUGAGUUUGUCAACCUGGAGUUCCUCAGUUUGAUAAAUGUCGGCUUAAUCACAGUCUCCAAUCUGCCUAAACUAGGAAAACUGAAAAAGCUGGAGUUGAGCGACAACAGAAUCAGUGGCGGCCUUGAUGUUUUAGCAGAAAAACUUCCCAACCUCACACAUUUAAACCUGAGUGGCAACAAAUUGAAAGACAUCAGCACAUUGGAACCAUUGAAAAAACUGGACAACCUGAAGAGUUUGGACCUGUUUAACUGUGAAGUGACAAACCUCAACGACUACAGAGAGAGCGUGUUCAAGCUGCUGCCCCAGCUCACCUACUUGGAUGGCUACGACAUGGAGGACAGGGAAGCGUCCGACUCAGACGGGGAGGUGGACGGGGACGGCGUCGACGACGACGAAGACGAAGAAGGAGAGGAGGAGGAGGAUGAGGAGGGAGAGGAGGAGGACUUCGAUGAGGAGGAGGAUGAGGAGGAAGAUGAAGAAGAGGUAGAAGGAGAAGAGGAUGAUGAAGAAGUCAGCGGUGAAGACGAGGAGGAAGACUUUGGUCAGGAUGGAGAAGUAGAUGAAGAAGAUGACGAUGAAGACGAAGAUGAAGAUGCAGAAGCCGGCAAAGGCGAGAAGAGAAAGCGAGAUCCGGAGGAUGAAGACGAAGACGAGGAUGACGAGGACGACGAUUAAGAGCUAACCUGAAGAAAAAAAGAGCCUACCGAGUUACCCCCCCCCCACUCCCCUCACAAACCCGAACGUCCGCCCUCCUACGACUCACACCGCCUUUGUAACCCACGUCUACCCUCCCCAGCUCUGAGCUCUUUUUACGGGGCGAGACUGUACCGAUGGGUGGGCCGAGCGGAGCUGCCCCCCUCCCUCAAACCCUUCUUAAUUUUUUUUCCACCGCCACCACCAACACAGAUGGAACUGAGAGCCACCCAACACCCUCCACCUCACCCCCACGGCCCCCGAGGUUCUCAGGCAGCCCACCACUCAGCAUUCCACAAUUUCACUGUCGAUCCCUCUUUAUGUACUCCCGUGUGAGGACUUUGGGACUGGUAUCUAGUUUUGGGUCUGUGCUUUGAAUAUUUUGUUGGAUGAAUUAUUUUCUGUUGUUGGGUUUAUUAUUUCUCCUUUUUUUUUGUCUUUUUUUUUUUCUGUUCCUUAUUUUUUCCCAAUAAAAUUAUUGCUAUAGCAGCUGUGCAACCAGCGAGCCAUGGUUUUUAGUGUGGCCGCCUGUUGCACAAAUCAAGGUUGUAGCUACAUUUUUACUUUCUGUAUGACAAAAAAAAAAAACAACAACUUUGUAAAUAAAAUGUUAACAUUUU